GGCGCAGUGGACUUGUGGAAGUCCCUCGACUGCAGAUAAAGUGUUGUUUUCAGUUUUAGUCAUACUGUGUUACCAUGUCAGUAUGUGUAGUUUCUUUUUGACGGUGGAGAGACAGCGUUUCCAUGAUGGCGGUCACCGCGGCACGGGCGUUUCGAUGAUGGCUAAACUGAAAACUUAACAUAGAUAGCAAACUUUGAGCGAGGAGUCUUUUCCCAGACUUUUCCCUGUUAUCACUAUAGUAACUAACACCGCCAUGGCAUGCACUGCCUCUCUUUCGCUUUGGGCAUUUGCUUUUAGUUUAUGCUUCGGCUUGUCCAAGUGCUACUUUGCUAUACCAUUAAAAAUAUACCCAGGAAAGUACAAUUUAUCCUCGGCUGUGAAUUUGACUCGGCAAGUGGCGUUAACGUCGGAUGGAAACGGCCUCUCGUUGGCCUCUGAUCCGACCGGGACAGUGAACUUUCUGGACAUGGUCAACAACCUGCAAGGGGACUCUGGAAGAGGCUACUACAUAGAAAUGUCAAUUGGUACUCCUGGUCAAAAGCUGAACAUCCUGGUGGAUACAGGCAGCAGUAACUUUGCUGUGGCGGCGGCUCCACACCCAUUCAUUACUCACUACUUCAACACUGAACUCUCCAGUACCUACCAGUCAGAUGGCCGGACUGUGGCUGUCCGGUACACCCAGGGCAACUGGGAAGGCGAACUGGGCAUUGACCGUGUGUCCAUCCCCAAAGGCCCAAAUGGGACCAUCAUCAUCAAUAUAGCUGCCAUCUUGUCAUCUGACAGCUUCUUCCUUCCUGGGGUCAACUGGCAGGGCAUCCUGGGACUGGCCUAUCCCAUGCUGGCACGGCCUGAUAAGUCUGUGGAGCCCUUCUUCAACUCUUUGGUGCAACAGCUGGGAAUUCCUGACAUCUUUUCCCUCCAGAUGUGCGGUGCUGGACUGUCAGCCAGUAGCACAGUGGACCCAGUGGGAGGCAGUCUUAUCAUGGGAGGGGCCGAACCAACUCUGUAUCGGGGGUCAGUGUGGUACACCCCUAUAGUAGAGGAGUGGUACUACCAAGUGGAGGUUUUGAAGCUGGAGGUUGGCGACCAGAAUCUGGACCUGGACUGCAGAGAGUAUAACAUGGAUAAAGCUAUAGUUGACAGUGGGACGACACUGCUGCGUCUUCCUGUCAACGUCUUCAAUGCGGUGGUAGAAGCCAUCACACGCAGCUCUCUGAUCCAGGAUUUUUCUUCAGGGUUCUGGGAUGGCACCAAGGUUGCAUGCUGGAUGAAGGGAGAGACCCCCUGGAGGUUUUUCCCCAAGCUGUCCAUCUACCUAAGGGCCACAAACACCAGCCAGUCCUUCCGCAUCACCAUCCUGCCUCAGAUGUACAUCCAGCCAAUCACAGACGUGGACGGCACAUUAGACUGCUUCCGUUUCGGAGUGUCUUCGUCAGCUAAUGGCCUGGUGAUCGGCGCUACCGUUAUGGAAGGCUUCUACGUGGUGUUCGACCGCGCCCAGCGGAGACUGGGCUUCGCACUCAGCAGCUGUGCAGUGAGCGGUGGGGUGGCUCUUUCGGAGAUCGCGGGGCCCUUCUCAGCAGCGGACGUGGCGGCCAACUGCUCUGGCGGGAUGCUGAAGGAGCCUCUCCUGUGGGUGAUCUCCUACGCCCUGAUGGCAGUCUGCGCCCUGGUCCUCAUCAUCCUGUUGCUCUUGCUGGUGCUGCCCUGUCGACGCAGAGACCGCUCCGGGGAGAUAACGGACGAGUCCUCUCUGGUCCGCCACCGCAUCAAGUGACUGAGAGGAAGUGGACAGGCGGACAGGGUGAACAGGCAGGGGAACGGCGAGCAGAGCCCAUCCACAGCGGUGGAGAAAGGGGUGAGGCUCGGCCCGCACCGAACAAUAACCCUCGGCUCUGAAUGUCUGAAUGACUCCAGACUGCACUCAUUAGGUUGCCCCAUGGACACGGACAGAUCAGCUGCUUCUUGAAGGGAAAAUUCACCCUAAAAGCACUUCUGUUGGUGGUGUAUUUAUAGUUCCAAUGUCUCGUUUGGUCGUGUAUUUUUUUUUAUUCACACUGAUAAUUGGUCAUGUCAUAUGUAGGCACUGACACAGAGAAACACAUCCAGCAAAGAAGAAGAAGAAGAACGGGUCCAAUUUCCCAACUGACAGUUGCUUUAAAAUUUCAUAAUGUCAUGUAGCUACAGGGAGGUUUUUUAGAAAUGGGUAUGACUUACCUUCUCAACUGGGAAGACUUGUAAUGCUAUCAGUUUUGCAUACGUAUUACACUGACUCAGUUCGAGAGAGCGCUCAAAUCAGGUUCAGGCUUGUUCUUUUUAGGGCCGUCAAAAUGUAUUCUGGGAAAUACAGGAUAUCACUAACACAAAUAGAAGGGUGAACUGAAGUAUGAAACAUUUUAUCACAAAGUAACUCCCUACACACACCAGCAGUGAUGCAUAACGGUAUGGAAAUGGUUAAGGGUGGAAUUUCUUCCUUACAGACAAUCACAGGACAGUGGGUGGGGACAUAAAUGGCACAAGCUCAACAACCAUUGGUGUAUUCAUGAACGACUUGCAAGUUACUGAUUUUAUUUCCAGGCAAACUGUUGUUUAAUUGUAAAUUUCUAAGGGCAUGCAACCUCCUAAAAUGUGCCUUUACAGUUAAUAAUCUGCUCCCCACAGAUCUUUUUAAAGAUCUACUUUAACUCUGCGAUCAAUGAAGGAAUGUUUCUGGAGUUAAUAAGUUAAGCUCCAGUCUUCUAUGGAGUGAGGUGUGUGUGUGUGUGUGUUAGUGUGUGUUAGUGUGUGUGUUAGUGUGUGUUAGUGUGUGUUAGUGUGUUAGUGUGUGUGUUAGUGUGUGUGUGUGUGUGUGUGUGUGUGUGUGUGUGUGUGUGUGUGUGUUAGUGUGUGUGUGUGUGUGUGUGUGUGUGUGUUAAAGUAAGAGGAAAAGCUGCUCAAUCACUGUUCAUAGGAAAAAUAUUAAUAGAGGUUACACACGUUUACAGUGCCUGUAGUGCCUUUAAGUCUCAGCUCACUGCUGAUACAAAUGGAUAUACUGUAUUAGUAUAUUAGUAUACAGUAUAAUUUACAGUGUUGAGACUUACUGUACUGACUUGCACUUGUUUCAGUCAGUCUAAAGUGUAAUAUAAAUCUAAAGAUCAAUAUUUCUCGAUCUGUUAUGCAAUUUAUUGUAUUAAUGUAAUUUUACUAAUUCUGUAUGCAUCCAACUUUAUAUUUAAAUCUUUUUGAAUGUACUAUUAGUCCAAAUCUUUGCUUUUUAGACACUAGAUGUUGAAUGGAACAUAUGUAUACUGUACAUUUUAUACAAACAGUAAAGUAGAGGCCAAAGGAUUUUUGAAACUGACCCACUGGAUACACAUGCUCCCUCUGGGGUGCCUGUGGACUGCAGCGAAACUCACCGACCUGUUAGCAAUAAACAGUUGUUCUUUUCACACUAGUGAUGGCUUCAUAUGUAAAAGUCUUGAGUGAUAUGAGUCAUUAAGCUGCACCAAUACGUCACCAUCUGCCAAAAUGUUUGUAAAAUUGUCAAAUUAAAUGUUCACUUAUUUAUAAGUGUAUUUUUUCCGUGCCAAAAUUGUACUUGUUGUGUAAACAAAAUAACUUGUCAAAUCAAAGAUGUAAAUCAUUUUAAAUGAAUAAAUAUUUCUUUUUGUGAACGGUUA
This is a messenger RNA of Dicentrarchus labrax (European seabass), 3662 nucleotides long. RefSeq names its product beta-secretase 2 (gene bace2). Gene Ontology annotation, biological process: membrane protein ectodomain proteolysis; amyloid-beta metabolic process. The transcript has 9 exons. Gene Ontology annotation, molecular function: aspartic-type endopeptidase activity. The record is from RefSeq and is a predicted model, not a curated record. Gene Ontology annotation, cellular component: trans-Golgi network; membrane; endosome. NCBI's taxonomy places the organism in Eukaryota, Metazoa, Chordata, Actinopteri, Moronidae. Bases 254 to 1777 code for a protein of 507 amino acids.